GCAUCUGACCUGAAUUGUUUUUGCUGAGAUGGAUGUUUUGUUAGAUUGAAGAGAGCGCAGGGAAUGAAGGUAGCCAAGGGUGGGAAUCUGGUAUUAUGUGCGGGAGAGGCCCAGCUCUAUACGCUGGACCAACUGAUGAGAGCGUCGGUGGAGUUACUAGGGAGAGGCACAAUGGGGAUCACAUACAAGGCAGUGUUGGGUAACCGUCUGAUUGUGACGGUGAAGCAGCUGGAUGCCCGAUUAGCCGGCACAUCGAAGUAGAUGUUCGAGCAGCUCAUGGAAUCGGUGGGUGGACUCAGACACCCCAAUUUGGUCCCACUCAGGGCCUAUUUCCAGGCCCAUAAAGACAGGCUUCUUAUCUACGAUUACGAACCCAAUGGCAGUCUCUUCUCCCUCAUUCACGGUAAGCCUUCGUUACUUCAUUACUUCAUUGCUUCAUUACUUCAUUUUCCCUGUUCAGUUUCAGUGUGUUAACUCGUCAUUCCCAGCUUGUUAACGCAGUAACUACCCAAUUAAGGGUACGGCUAUAAUUAUAUUGGUAAUAGCUUUAUAGCAGCUGAAUAGGAUUAGGAAAACUAUCUUUGAAUUUUUUUUUUUUAGAUUGAAGGGUUAAUUACUUAAUAAUAAAGAUUUUAAUUUUAA
Messenger RNA from Rubroshorea leprosula, 642 nucleotides. The record is from the annotation of a GenBank genome assembly. Lineage: Eukaryota; Viridiplantae; Streptophyta; Magnoliopsida; Malvales; Dipterocarpaceae.